Molecule: messenger RNA, 904 nt
Organism: Phialemonium atrogriseum
Lineage: Eukaryota; Fungi; Ascomycota; Sordariomycetes; Cephalothecales; Cephalothecaceae
Exons: 2
Coding region: 41-904 (287 amino acids)
Source: RefSeq, a predicted model, not a curated record
CAACAGACCUCCGACCGCCGUUAGCAGAAACUUGCACACCAUGGGCCAAUCAGCGUCAAUGCCAGGUCCCGAGGGGACAAAAUUCAGGGUCAUCGGAGCCGGGAUGUGUCGAACGGGCACCAAGACCCUGAACGAGGCCCUGACCAUCCUGCUCGGCGGGCCUGUCCACGACGCGGGCAUCCAGUCGCUCGGCGGCACGUUCAAGCAGGUGAACCAGUGGCUGAACAUCAUGAAGUACGCGCCGAAGGCCAAGACGUUCGCGCAGAAGAAGUACGUCGAGUACCUGCUGGCGGACGUGCUGGACGGGUACGUGGCGACGGUGGACUGCCCGGCGGCGACGCUGACGCCGGAGCUGAUGGCGCUGUACCCCGACGCCAUCGUCAUCGCCACGACGCGCGACGUGGACUCGUGGUGGAAGAGCAUGAGCUACGUCAACGACAUGAUGGCCAACUGGUACAUCCCCUUCGUCAUCAUGUGGAUCCCCAAGGUCGGCGUCUACGGCCGCUGGAGGGAGCUCUUCCGCCACGUCGCCCUGUGGCGCUACGGCGUCGAGCGCGUCGACAAGGGCAUGCUGAAGCUGCACGAGGACCACCUCAGGGCCGUCGUGCCGCCCGAGAAGCUGUUCUGGUACAACGUCUCCGAGGGCUGGGAGCCGCUGUGCAAGAUCCUCAACGUGCCCGUCCCGGACCGGCCCUUCCCCCACAACAACUCCAAGGCCUCCGCCGGCCAGACCUAUAAGGAUCUCAUUUCCGCCGGCAUCUUCUGCUGGGCCGUGGUCCUCGCCUUCGUCUGGCUGUUCGUCGGUAUCUUCUGGGGGAGGCUGCCGUACGGCACGCAGCUCCACGCCGUGCUGAGAUCGACUGCUGGCCAAAGCAUCGCGAACCCGAACGCCACUAGGGGUUGA